Molecule: messenger RNA, 1072 nt
Organism: Camellia sinensis
Lineage: Eukaryota; Viridiplantae; Streptophyta; Magnoliopsida; Ericales; Theaceae
Source: RefSeq, a predicted model, not a curated record
AACCAAACAAGAGUUCUUCCUUCCUCACCACACCACACACACCACACCACAAAAGCAAUUCAAAUUGUUGAUUUUCUCAGAGACUCAUGGGCGUAUGAUCAUCGUUAUUGUUGUCGAGAAUGAAGACGAGGAGUAGGGCGAGAAGUUCAAGCAAUCCAUUCGAAAUCUUUGAAUUCAGCAAAGCAGAAGAGCAGGUCGAGAUCGCCUCCAAGACGAUGUCUCAGAAAUUCAAAAUCCAUCACUCCGAUUCUUCCCCUGUCAACAAAUACAAAUUCCUCCAAUGCUUUGCAAAAGAAGCCAAGACUAAAAAAAAGGACUUCAACAAUGAAAUAUUAGAUGUUGAUGCUUGUGAUGAUGCUGUCAAUGAGGUGAUAUCUGUGUCGGAUGCUCGUCCUAAUUAUCUUGAUCCCUGGUGCUCUUUUUCUGGAUCGAACUCCUACACAGCAAGAACCCUAAACCAUGGAGUCACUUCUACUGGCAGCAGACAUUUAGACAGUACUCUAUCUCGGCUUCUGUCUGAUAAUGGGCCAGUUACUAUAAAUUCAGAUGAUGAUGAUGGCAUUGAAUUGAGUUCAUCAACUUCUGCUUGUGAUCUUGCAGAAAAUGAAGGUCCACUUGAAGAACAAUUACUGGAGCAUCGUUUUGGUGGAUGUUUCAUUGAAUAUCUCGAAGCAGAACUAGUGAAGUGGAAAAUCCUAAAGAUGGUGGUGACACCAUAGCAUGGAAUGUGCAUAACUCGUACUCGUUGUUAUCUUCCUGAAUUUUAUUGACAUGAAACGAUCAUCUCCACAAUUUUCUUGGAAGACCAUACUCUAAAGUCAGGGAAAAAAGGAUUGGAGGCGGGAAUGGCAUAUUGACAGUAGGCUACCCAAAGGCCUCUAGAUUCCCCUAGCCCAUUUAGUCUAAAUGCCUAGUUACUUUUUGGAAUCAAUUGAGAUGGUUUUAAUGGCAAAGCUUUCCUAACAGCCCACAACCAGGUGGUAUGGAGGGCCCGAUGGUCAUACUUGAUUUUAAUUAUAGUGGUUACUAUGACUUUGAUAUUGUAAACCUGUUUGAAAAAGCAGCUUACCUG